Poecilia latipinna (sailfin molly) is the source of this 5062-nucleotide messenger RNA. RefSeq names its product neuromedin U receptor 3 (gene nmur3). Gene Ontology annotation, biological process: neuropeptide signaling pathway. Gene Ontology annotation, cellular component: plasma membrane. NCBI's taxonomy places the organism in Eukaryota, Metazoa, Chordata, Actinopteri, Cyprinodontiformes, Poeciliidae. The transcript is spliced from 3 exons. The record is from RefSeq and is a predicted model, not a curated record. Gene Ontology annotation, molecular function: neuromedin U receptor activity. The coding region runs from base 370 to 1632 and encodes 420 amino acids.
GUGAUUAUAUUUUUACUCUGGACUUCAUCACUUUCUCUCCCCGGCUCCUUCCAGCUCCCGCUCUGUUUCACCAGGUAAUUUCUCUCUCUGAAGGGGAGCACAGCUGCAGAGCAGAUCCAGUUCUCUCCCUGUGUGGACCCUCCGUCUGCCUUUUCCUUUCUGUACGGAACCGAACCGUUCGAAACAACUUUUCCAUUCAUGCACUAUUUGCUCCAUCUGUCGCUCCAUUUACAAGCAUGACCGCACAACGUGUUCACAGUAAAAAGCCACCUGCAGAUCAACAUCAAGGUCCCAGUAGUUGAACUAAACCAGACGCAAGAGAAGGGAUUUUUGUCAGCUCCCAUUAUUUAUCCGGCCCUCCUUGUUAAAAUGGAGCUUUCACUGCAGGGUUCCACUUCGUUUGCACCACUCUACAACACUAGCAUGCCAUUCAAUGGCUCAGGGAACAAUACUGUUGAGCAGUUUACAGAAAUCAACCUUUUUGAAGUCCUCGGUCCCAAGCGAUCCCCCUUUUUUUUCCCUGUGACAACAGUUUACCUUUUAAUCUGCCUCACCGGGUUGUCUGGAAAUCUUCUCACAUGUGCAGUGAUUGCAAAGCACAAGAAGAUGCGAAACCCCACAAACUUUUACCUCGUGAGCCUGGCUGUGUCUGACCUCCUCGUCCUGAUGUUUGCGAUGCCGUUGGAGAUUUACGACCUGUGGGAGAACUACCCAUUCCCCUUUGGUGAGGGCGGCUGCUACUUCAAGACCUUCCUCUUCGAGACAGUUUGCUUCGCAUCAAUCCUCAAUGUCACAGCACUCAGCGUGGAGAGAUACAUCGCUGUUGUGCAUCCACUGAAAACGCGAUACAUCUCAACCAAUCAGCAUGCCAAACGCGUCAUCACCGUUGUGUGGGGAGUGUCGAUGGUGUGUGCCGUUCCUAACACUUCGCUUCAUGGCCUCUUUUACUUGCCUGAGAGAAUGGAGGAGUCAGCCAUGUGUGCUGUGGUCAAGCCCAUUUGGAUGUACAACUUGGUGAUGCAAAUCACAACUGUGUGUUUCUACUUCAUUCCUAUGAUGAUUAUUAGCAUACUCUAUCUUGUGAUGGGCAUACAUCUGGGUAGAGAAAAGCGGUAUGCCAAGAAGAACCUGGGGAAGAACGGCUGCAGCAACACCAGGAGAAGGAUUAGUGGGGAGAAUGGGCGCAGAGGACAGGUCGUCAAGAUGCUCUCAAUUGUUGUGGCUGUAUUUGGAGUCUGCUGGGCUCCCUUCCACAUUGAGCGGCUUCUGUGGAGCUCAGUCAGCCAGUGGACCGACGUGAUGCAUAAUGUUUAUCAGUACGUCCACAUCCUGUCUGGCAUCUUCUUCUACCUAAGCUCUGCAGUAAACCCUAUCAUCUAUAGUCUGCUGUCCACGCGAUUUAGAGAGUGCUUCCGAGAACUGGUGUGCUCCCGUUCAGAGGACAACAGCUCUGUAAGAGACUCCCCACCGUUCCCGAGGAUUUUACUGGACACCUCCAUGUCAUGUUCAAGAACUCAGUAUGAGAUUAAGGACUCAAAUUCUUUGCUAUCUCCUAGUGUGACUUUGACUAUGAAAACUGCUGUCCUCCCAUGUGUGGUUAAAGAAACUAACUGCAAGACUUCUGUUUUCUGAGAUUUGUUUGAAAUCUGGAAAUUAGCACAAACAUUGUAAACUUAUCAGUGAACAUUUGGGGAAAUUGAUUUAUUUUCUUUCUUACAGUCAGACUGAGAUGCCAGUUUGCUAAUUAUCAAACUGUCCUCAAGAUAAAGUAAACAUAGUCUUUAACCAUUAUUUAAAAAUACGCUCUAAGUAAUGAUUGUGAAACUGAUGGAAAGACACUGGAUUUAAAAUAAAAUUAAGUUACAUUAACUUAGUGACGCUCAUGUCAACAAAACCCUGUCUCAACACAAACUGUGAAAGAUUUGUUCCCAUAUCUGGAUAGCAACAAUGUAACAGUCCAAGGUAAGAAAAUGAAUGCUGACAUUGUAUUGAUAAGCUGCUGUGUACUGAGCAGCCUUUAUGUGGUAAGAAUCAUGGGUUGAGCAACCUCAGUCAAUCUUUUUCCAAACACGUUUUUAUUUUGACUCAAAUCUUGAACAUUCAUUCUUUGGUGCACUUGUUGGGCACUUAUUGUGAAGCUAUAUAAAAAUAUGUAUAUGCAUUUUGAACUUUGGAGGGAUAGAGGUACAAAAUGUCCAGUCAUGAAAUUGGCUUGUUUGAAAAAAAAACAAAUGUAUUCACUUGUGCUUCACUACAAUCUUCAUCCUUGAGUCUCUCAAGCUACUCACACAAGUAUUCAUCUCAUGUGCAAGACGGGACUGUAUUAGGAAGCGACGACAACAACAAUCUGUGGUAGCUUCUUACGGUCAAACACUUAUGACCUUGAGCAACACACUGAACAAAGUGAAGGCAGGAUAUUGUGUACAAGUGGUAUAAUACCCACCUUUCUACUCUAAAGAAACAGUGGGCAGUUAAUGAUGCCAUAAACAGAGCCGGCUUGAAGCGUUUUAGACAGAGAAAACAAACUGUUCAAAUAAAUGAGAUAUUGCGGGAUUAAACUGAGCUGUCAGGUUAAUUCUGCUUCAUCUGCCCCUCUUAUUGUCUCUGCCAGACAGAGGCUGAACUAGAUGGAGAGAUAGUAAAUCGGAGCUGUGGAUGCGCUGAUGAAUUCAGAGAAGGGGUCACGUUGAACUGUGAAUUAAUUCAGCUGGCCUUGUCACUUCCUCUCAUAUUGUAAUCUGGAAUAAUGAAAAUACAUCGGCACAACUAACAAUGCUUAAUAUGAAAGGGAAAUAGUUAAAUACAAAGCAGCCAUACUAGUGAGAAAAGGUUUGAGCAAAUGCCUCCCUUUUUUGAUUUGCAGGUUGCAGUUAAGGGUUAGGUGUAAUAAUAAACGCUGUGUAACUCAUUCUCAUCGUAUUACAUUUUUCGCUGACUUGACAUCAUGAUGUGAACUGAUCUUUCCCUUUUCUGUUGGUAUAUUAAAAGACAUUUUUUAUCAUUAGUACAAGUUUUCCUUGUCAGUUGUUUUCAGGCUUGCCUACAUUCAUUUCCGUGACAAUAACCAAGAAAUGUGUGAAAUACAUGAAGUGAGAGCAAAGCUACAAAGAAUGUAGCGAAAAUUUGCCAAAGUUUUCAAGCAUAAGCAUAACUGGAUAACACAAUUUACACCCAAAAAAGUGACUUUAUGAACUCUAGUUUGAGUUCAUAAAGUUAAUGUUUCUUUGACAAUUUAUCCAGGAAGAUGUCAGGAGAAAUUCUGUCUGAAAGCAAAGGCUUGAAAACUUAACAAACUGGCACCCUAUGGGGGUAUUUAAAAGGGCAGUUGAGAGGGUUUUUGCCUCCGUAAUUCACCACAGAGGCAAAUGACCACUUGGAAUAAAAACUCUAAUUUGAAAUACAAAUUCUGGCAUUUACCACAUUGAUCUGCAUAGCCAUACAAAAUCACAUUUCUGCAUUGAUAUUUUUUUUAAUGCAGAAAUACGAUUGCUGCAUUAAAUAAGUUCUUAAAAUAAGUUAAGAACUUAAAUAAAAAGUAAAAGUUCUUAUUUUACUUCUUUAAGCACACUGUAGUGUUGGAACUUUUAAAUGUUUGCCAAUUAUUGUCAUAGAAAUAAAUGUAGCUAUAGCGAAGUACAUUCCAAAUGCUAAAACACAUGAAAAGUAAAAAUCAAGUACUUUCAAUUAAAAACCUUAUGCUCAUAAACAAUGAUUGCCUCAGGGAUGCCACCGAUCAAACUAUUUGUAGUAGCUGCAACAUAAACUGCGUUUUGUUCCUCUUCUUAUGUUUGGGUUUUAUAGUAUUUUAAUUCAAACAUUACUUUUAUUUCAAAAUCCUUGGACAAAGUACUUCCAAUGGAGUAACUUCUUUUCGACCUUUUUACUUCCUCAGAAUACAUUUAUAGAGAUUAUAAAGUCCUCACUCCAUCUUUUUUCUGUUACCAGUAAGCGGUCACACAUCAUUUCACAAGUUUCAUCUUAAAGAUGUUCUUUGUCAUGAAAAUGGUCCAUUCAGUGAUUAUUGUAGGACAUUUUCAGAUGAUACUGUUGAAGACAAGAUCUGGUUGUGCUUUCCUGCUUUAGUUAGUACCGCACAAACAUUCACUUUGUUUCAGGUUUGUUUGAAAGAUACCUAUGUGCUUUCAAAAACAGAACAAUGUUUUAUACUUUCAAUACUUCUUGUUUUUCUGGCUCUAUUUGUGAUUAUAUUUAUCCCUUUAAGACUCAAAUAUCUGUAGCCUUAUGUAACUGGCAUUGUGCUUUUUACCUUACUUUUUGUUUUCAUUAGUUUUAAGUGUUUUCUUUCUCCAUUGUCUUUUUAUGGCCCUUCAGGCAUACCAUUUAGACAAACUGAUUGCCUACAUGUGGCAGGGAAGCUUAACACAAAGGAAAAUGUCUCUGGAGAUGGUUUUCUUAUUGCUUGAUUUCUUAUAAAGUUUAAAUCAGGAUUUCACCUCAAAGUAAAUGCAAUGCAUUAAGCAAUUAUGAACAUGUGACAGUAAAAGAGAAAUACUACUAGGCAAGCAUGCAUUCGAACUGCAUUUGUUUGCUCACCGAGCUACUGUGGAAACAUGGUUACGCUAAGAAAGUAGAAAGAAUGAUAUAUGGAUGCAUUAUGUGGUAAUAGGAACAGGUGUUUUGUGUUCUGAAAAUUGGGCUUUCUUGACAAAAAGCAUAAAAAAGUAGUGAGCAGAAUCAUUUCAGCCUGGAUCUUUUGUCAAAAUUGGAUCUUACUUCCAACACAUUAUUAUUACAUAAAUACACAAUUAGUCAAAAGCUAAACUGUCCCCUUCUGUUUAGUUUUUAGGCUAAGCUUCUACCUAGCUUGUGUGUCUCAGUUAAAAAACACUAACCUCAGUAUCCUUAUUUAUUAAAUUAGGUGCAUUUCAUUUCGCAAAAUUAUUGUGUGAAAUGUAAAAAAAGAUAUUUAAAUGUAUACUUUUAAGAUUAUUGGAUUGUCAUCAGCUAUAUUGCGCAACAGUGCCUGAUUUCUCUACCUGUUCUCUUCAUUCUGUUAAACGUUGUAUGCCUUCAGGAAAAAAAAAAAAACCCAGAGGGAAAG